Aspergillus sclerotioniger CBS 115572 is the source of this 3385-nucleotide messenger RNA. RefSeq lists its product as uncharacterized. Bases 385 to 3285 code for a protein of 966 amino acids. The record is from RefSeq and is a predicted model, not a curated record. Lineage: Eukaryota; Fungi; Ascomycota; Eurotiomycetes; Eurotiales; Aspergillaceae. The transcript has a single exon.
CACUGGUUUUCGCCAGGUUACGCUCUGUCUGCCCAGCUCGAGGAAUGCGGAACUACCUCAACGAUUAGACAUGCGCCACAGAACGUCCGUCCGACGGUCAUAUCGAGAUUUGGAUUUCCUCCGCCCGCAGGUCUCCGCCAGGUCCUCCGUCGUGUCAUGAAAAGGUGCCUGUGUCCAGCUCGUCUGCCGUGCCUGGACCGCGGGUCUUCCUUGAUCCAUCCUCCUCCUUCGAUUCUUCGUCGCCUACCGUUUCGUGUUCCCCUUCGCGCCGGGUUCUCGAGUCGGGGACCCUUCCCCGAAAGGCGACAAUGGAGUCGCCAGUUCUCCGUCGGGGCUGGUCCCCCGAUCAGUCGUCAGUUGCUACAAGACUAUGUUAGGAUGGAAAUGAAGAGAUGCCCUGUCUCUGGACCAGAGUUGGGCAACCCGGAGGCUUGGGUCGCGUUAUUGGAACAGUACCUGCCUCCAUCGCUGCGGAGAUGCGCCGACGACGAUGUUUCGGACCCUCAGUCCCACGCCACGUUACCGUCCGACCCAGCAUAUUUUGCGCAGACCAUUGAAUUGUCCAACUUGCUACUACAUGCACGAGACUCGGGCAAGAUUGACCUUCUUGCCUAUGUCGGGUUCCGGUUGAACAAUUGGCCUGCUGUACAAUUCUUGAUCGACCGGCUCCUUGAUGCCGCGGACUAUCUCAAGGAGGUUUCACUCCCCCUCCAGCCUUUGUCUAACUAUGACUGGGGCCUGGAUUCUGGGCUUUCGCUUGACGAUCUCACUAAUAGGUCUGUGAACUCGGCUUCGAAACUUCCGCACGUUUCCAAUACGCCACAGCUAUCGGACAUGACGAGCCUAGAUGCCUUCACCGAGCGGCCAUUCGCAGACGAUCAUUCGAGACGUUUCAUGGCCGAGGUGUGGCAGGGCUUGGGGUCCAUCGUGCUUGAGGCUGCCGAUGUCUCUCCUAAUGAGUCAAAGUUAGCUAUGUCUCGCGUGUUCCAAAUUCUUGCCCGUCUGCACCACUCUGGGGCCAUUUCGGAUAGGGUAUACAAGUACGUCCCUCCGGACGGUUACCAAGCUACCUUUCGACCCCCCGGGAUGCACCUCCUUUCCAACCAUAUUAUGAGCGUUCUGUCAGAUGCCGCGUGGUUGAUGCACGAAGCAGAUGUUGCUGCUAAAGCGGCUGCUGCAGGGGAGGACUCGCCCUAUCUUCCCUUCAAGAUGGGCGUGCGUGAGCUUGGACCCGAGGUCUGGCUUGAAUUCAUUCUGUGGUGCUGCGUGGAACAUGGUCAUAUUGAAGAAGGGGUAUGGAUUAUUGACAGGUUGGCAGCAAAGACCGGAGAUCUGGCCUGGAAAUUCCAGAGCUGGAAGCCGAUACUAGAUGGAUCUGGGUCGGUCUGGCAGACCAAAAUCGACCAGGAAGAAAUUUGGCGACAGCCUGGUCACCACGAGCGCUCUACGAUGUUGCGAAAACGCCAUAAUCCCACGCCCUUCCACGGCCUGGGGGAGCGAACCAUGAGCACCGAAGUCGCCUCGGCAUUGUUGGAUAACCUUCCAAAUCAGGUCUAUCUAGGGCUAGGCUUCCGGGGUAUGUCACCAAGUGCGCUUCUGCGCCAUGUUUCGAGUCUCAAGUUCGCCAUUGCUCCAUCAACGGCCGAUGAAAAGUUACUGCCGACCAGCAGAGCCUCGAACUGGUUCGUUGUUCGAGUCGUGGAAUCAGGAGGCCUCAGACCGGACGCCGACCCCCGGGUCUUUGAAGACUUUCUCAGGGUCACGCCGUGUGUGGUUCCGCCUUGGGAUGCAGACACACACCACGUAGAUGAGGACGACUUGGCCCAGUGGAGUUUGUCGCAGCUGUACGAUGACACCUCCGCGCUAGUCGGCCUCAUCGAGUACAACAUCCGGUUCUACUCAAAGAAGCGCCUCGCCGGUGACGCACUGAAUGCGUUUGCCUGGCUGCAAGCCAUCAUCGAUACCAGCAAGAUGCAGCGCAUCGACGACUUUUUCUCGUCUCGAGUAGAUCAAUCUGACAUCACCCUCCCCACCUUGGAUGUCGAUGACCCGGACUCCGCGAAAUCGUUCGAAUCAUCCAUGCCGCAAUUAUCGAGCAUCACACUGGCCGAUUUGAUCGAUUUGAUCACUGUGUCGCGAUCGUUCACAUUUGGCGACUGGCUCUUCUUCUCUAACGACGUCGAUGGUCCUCCGGUCCCACCGAGCUCAUACGGCAAUCAAGCCCUAGCUCCGUCCAUCCUCCGUUAUGCUACUGCGACCAAGAACUCGGCGCUCUGCGACGCUGUCAUCCAGUCCCUCACUCAACCACUCUCCUCAAAUACUAUACGCGCGCUGCUAAACUUCCGCAUUUCCAUGCACCAGUGGGACUCGGUGAUCAUGCUGCUCGAGUAUAUCCGUGACCACCGCACCAAAUCCUGGGGCCACAGUAACGUCACCGCACUCGCAGGAGAGAUCAUCCGUCUGGAGGCGAACACCAAACCGCAACCCGACUCAGCAGCGCCAGAAGAACAAAACGAGUCCCUGACUCAAGCGAAAGACAUCCUUCUCCGCCUCCUCCGUGGAGAGUUCAAUGAACCCACCCGUUUCGCACAAGCCCACUUCCAGGAUCGCGCCCUCUGGGGCCUGCAUCGCGUCUUCCUCUCCGUCCCCGGCGCCCUUCACGACGUCGCCGCCGCCGCCACCAAUACCCUCCCAUACAACGUCACCCCUCGAACCGCCGUCCCCUACAUCCCCGCAACAGCCUUCCACUCCCUCCUCUCCGCCGUCGUCGACACCAGGGGCAGCGCAGCCGGCCAACGCUUCUGGAAAGAAUGGUGUCUCGACAGCAAGUCCCCGACCUUCCGUCGUCUCCAAGAAGGUGGCAUCGUGCGUAUGUUCCUAAACAAAGAGCGCGUCCCAGCCAAAGGCGAUCCCCACUUCGACUUCAAAUACUUCAGGCAAUUCCAAAAGAAAGCCACCAUUCCCAACCCCAACACCGUCCGAAUCAUCUCCCAGGCCGCCUUGCAGGAGUACAAUGAUCACGAAGCCCAGAUGGCACAAGCCGCCCAGUCAGAACCAGAGACCGACUCCCCGACCCAACUACAACAACCCUCUCCUACCAACCCAGCCGAAGAAGUCCUAGACUUCUGCAUCGAGCGAUUCGAGACCUUCGGCGUGCGUCGUCGAGAAAUCAAUCGUGAAGUCGGGGGUCUAUUAUACCGCAGACGUCGAGAAUUGAGCAAGAUGAAAAGAGAACGGACGAGGAUGGAGACUGCUGCUGCUGCUGCUGCCACUGUGGCAUCAUAGCAUGGUCACCCACUCCACCAUCCAUCCCUUCAGAAUCAUAUGUAUUAUAUAAAUAGCUAAAUACGGCCUGUUCAUAGAAGGAAAGCAUUGUAAAACUUAC